AUGAAGACCUCCAUCGCUUGUUACCUAGCCCUCUUGGGCCUUGCUCAUGCCUAUCCAGGGCUAGGGCAUGCGGCCCCAAAGGUGCAAAGACGAGAGGAUGCACCCUAUGGCACUUUCCCUGUGGAAGACGACCCCUUCCAUUUUAUCCCCUGCACCAACGAGACAGUCCCGCCAAGACUAUCAGAUCGGAAUGCUACUCGGACCUGGAAAAAGCUCUUCAAUGCAGACCCCAAUCGCUGGACCUGGGGCAGCCCUAGGAGCGGCGUCAAUGAAACUUCAGAUGACCCAUUCAGGGGCAGAGGAAUCUACCUCUGUGGCUACCUCGACGUCCCAUUCGACUAUAACAACAAGUCCGAGAGUCGCAUCUUCCGCUUGGCUGUGAGCAAAUACCAGGCAUCGGGGUUGGCCCCUGCCGGAUCCAACUCAUCGACGGCCGGCAAAAAGAGCGAGAGGACCCUUGUGAUCAACCCAGGCGGUCCCGGUGGAAGCGGAGUGCAGUAUGUCGCUUUGGCGGCGGAGCAGCUCUCGGAACGAAUGAGCCGAGGUGUUAUCGACGUUUUGAGCUGGGAUCCUCGCGGAGUCAACGCAACCCAGCCGGCUGCCGAUUGUUAUUCCCACCCAGCCUAUGCUGAUCGUUGGCAGUGGGCAUCAUCGCUGUGGCCAGAGAUUGAGCCUGGCAAGGCAUCCGAGACGCAGUUUGCAUAUGCGGACGCCAUGGCCAAGGCGACCAUGCAAGCAUGCGCCGCUAGGCUCGGAGACCUCGGUCGUUUUGUGGGAACGGCUCUCGUGGCGCGAGACAUGGAUGAAAUCAGAAAGGCCCUCGAUGAGCCUGAGCUGACGGCCUACCUAAUAUCCUACGGCACCGAGCUGGGGCAGACAUACUCGAACAUGUUCCCGGACAAGGUCGGUCGUGUGAUCUUGGACGGUCCCACCUUCACCCUGGAGUGGCGCCUGACGACAAGCUUUGUCGUCCCCGCCUUGGACGACGUGAUGGACGCGUGGAAGGAGGGAUUUCUGGGUGAAUGUGUAAAAGCUGGACCGUUAAACUGCCACCUUGCCAGGCCGUCGCUGAGUGAUGGAGGAAACGGAUCAGUUACCGUGUCAGGAUUGGAACGUCGUGUGCGCCGACUGGUGGCAUCACUGGCCGAAAAUCCCCUACCAGCCUUCUCGAGCUCGACUGGGGCAAGCCUAGUCACCUUCACCAACAUGGCAUAUUUGUUGCUCAACGGCAUGUAUCAACCGAAUGCGUGGCCCCUGCUAGCCGCAAUUCUUUGGGGGCUCGAGCAGGGAGAGACCAACAUGCUCGAGGAUCUUGUGUACUUCCGCUACAUUCCGGAAUCUCCCCCCAGAAAUCCCGCCACCCCUGACACCUCGGAGCUCACACAGCUGGUGAUGUGCGGCGACUCAUACGACAACGAUGAGCAACCGAUUGAGUGGUGGCAGCAACUACGGGCAAACAUGACCGAGACGGCGUGGUUCACCGGCGAUCUGAGAAGCCAGCAGAUUCUAUACUGCCGACACUACAGGGACAAUUUUGGGCCACCUGUGGAGCUUUACAGGGGCAACCUGACCGCGGAGUUGAAGAACCCGAUGCUCUUGAUCGCGCAGACUCACGACCCAGCCACGCCCUUGUCCAACGGGCGCAAAAUGCUCGAGGCGAUGGGUAGAGACAACCUGAGGCUUGUCGUGCACCACGGCUACGGGCAUGGGACGCACGCAGAUGCGAGCAGCUGCACAGAGGCUCUGAUGAAGGCCUACAUCUCGGAAGGAAAGAUCCCCGACGAGACCGAGACGAACUGUUAUGCCGACAGAAAGCCCUUUGAUCUCCCGACCCCAGUGGGAGCGACUGACGGCGGCAACAGCACGGUGGUUUCGUUGCGCUCGUUGUCGGAGUCUAGAGAUCAGAACACCAGUGAGAGGCCUGAUUAUGCUGAUGGGAUCAGCAUGUUCGGGGACUUGAGACGAAAUAUUUGGUUGUGA
Molecule: messenger RNA, 1980 nt
Organism: Pyricularia pennisetigena
Lineage: Eukaryota; Fungi; Ascomycota; Sordariomycetes; Magnaporthales; Pyriculariaceae
Exons: 2
Coding region: 1-1980 (659 amino acids)
Source: RefSeq, a predicted model, not a curated record